UGGUUGGCUAGUUUUAACUUUCGGAAGUAUUACAUUUGAGAUUGGGGUUAGGCAAAGCAUUUGAUUACUGCCGUUUUGCACUACCUUGAAAAACACUGCAUUUGUAGAUUUGGGAGAUUGCCAAAUUGAAGUUUGGUGACUGAGUGUGUAUCACUCCACGGAAUUACCGCUGUCGUUUCCGGAUUGUUUAGUCUCUGUCUUUCAGCCAUUGCAGGUUUCCACUGUUCGGGGCAGUUGUGCCAGUUCUUUAGUGUAAUAGCGGGUAAGCGGUGUCUGUAGUGCAACGACACCUGUAUAGAUAUCUCCUCUCCCCACCUAUCCCUUGUUAACUAGUUGAGUGUAAGAAAAUUGGUUUAAGCUGCUGCCGUGGCCGUUCUCUAUUUUCCAGGUACCUGGACCCGACCUUUAGAGAAACUGACGGGUCGAAAGAGGGGAAGAGUGUGAAAGCUUCACCAACAUGGCCCAGAUCUUGCCUAUCCGCUUUCAGGAGCAUUUGCAGCUCCAAAACCAGGGUAUUAAUCCGGCCAAUAUUGGCUUCAGCACAUUAACUAUGGAGUCAGAUAAAUUUAUUUGUAUACGAGAAAAGGUUGGUGAGCAAGCCCAAGUAGUCAUCAUUGACCUGAAUGAUCCUACUAAUCCCAUCCGUCGACCAAUUUCUGCUGACAGUGCAAUUAUGAAUCCUGCCAGCAAAGUCAUUGCACUGAAAGAUGCUGGGAAAACACUGCAAAUUUUUAACAUCGAAAUGAAGAGCAAAAUGAAGGCUCAUACAAUGACUGAAGAUGUUACUUUCUGGAAGUGGAUCUCCUUGAACACAGUUGCACUUGUGACAGACAAUGCAGUAUACCAUUGGAGUAUGGAGGGAGAAUCUCAGCCUGUAAAAAUAUUUGAUCGGCAUUCUAGUCUGGUGGGCUGCCAAAUCAUUAACUACCGCACUGAUGCCAAGCAGAAAUGGUUGUUGCUAACUGGUAUUUCAGCACAGGUAGGGCAUUUGUCAAUUUCACACUUAUUUUUAAUGUUGAUGUUGCACAUCAUUGAAGUCGGCACACCCCCAACAGGAAAUCAGCCUUUCCCCAAAAAAGCAGUUGAUGUCUUCUUUCCCCCAGAGGCACAGAAUGAUUUUCCUGUUGCUAUGCAGAUUAGCUCCAAGCACGAUGUUGUGUUUCUAAUCACGAAAUAUGGGUACAUCCAUCUGUAUGAUCUGGAAACUGGCACCUGCAUUUACAUGAACCGGAUCAGUGGAGAGACCAUCUUUGUUACUGCACCCCAUGAAGCCACAGCUGGAAUCAUAGGCGUGAACAGAAAGGGACAGGUGCUGUCUGUAUGUGUUGAAGAGGAGAAUAUAAUCCCUUAUAUUACUAACGUAUUGCAAAAUCCAGACCUUGCUCUUCGAAUGGCAGUACGCAAUAAUCUGGCUGGAGCUGAGGAACUCUUUGCCCGCAAAUUCAAUGCUCUGUUUGCCCAGGGAAACUACUCUGAAGCAGCAAAAGUGGCAGCAAAUGCACCAAAGGGAAUUCUGCGUACUCCAGACACCAUUCGUCGUUUCCAGAGUGUACCAGCCCAGCCAGGCCAGACUUCUCCUCUGUUGCAGUAUUUUGGAAUUCUCUUGGACCAGGGCCAGCUCAACAAGUUUGAAUCUCUGGAGCUCUGCAGGCCAGUGCUUCAGCAGGGACGAAAACAACUGCUGGAAAAGUGGCUAAAAGAAGACAAGUUGGAAUGUUCAGAAGAACUUGGUGAUUUAGUGAAGUCUGUAGACCCAACAUUAGCACUAAGUGUUUAUUUGCGAGCUAAUGUUCCAAACAAAGUCAUCCAGUGUUUUGCAGAGACUGGACAAGUUCAGAAGAUUGUGCUUUAUGCCAAAAAGGUUGGGUACACUCCAGACUGGAUUUUCUUGCUGAGGAAUGUGAUGAGGAUAAGCCCAGACCAAGGUCAGCAGUUUGCUCAGAUGUUGGUACAGGAUGAAGAACCCCUUGCUGACAUCACUCAGAUUGUUGAUGUCUUUAUGGAGUACAAUUUAAUUCAGCAGUGUACUGCAUUCUUGCUGGAUGCUCUGAAGAAUAAUCGUCCAUCUGAGGGUCCUUUGCAAACACGUUUGCUUGAGAUGAACCUCAUGCAUGCUCCACAGGUGGCUGAUGCGAUCUUGGGCAACCAGAUGUUCACUCAUUAUGAUCGAGCUCAUAUUGCUCAGCUGUGUGAGAAGGCUGGACUGCUUCAGCGGGCUCUGGAGCACUUCACAGAUUUGUAUGACAUAAAGCGUGCUGUUGUCCAUACUCACUUGCUAAAUCCUGAGUGGCUGGUGAAUUAUUUUGGCUCUUUGUCAGUUGAGGACUCAUUAGAGUGCUUGCGAGCCAUGCUUUCUGCAAAUAUCCGUCAAAACUUGCAGUUGUGUGUCCAGGUUGCAUCAAAAUAUCAUGAACAGUUGUCAACUCAAUCACUUAUUGAGCUUUUUGAAUCUUUUAAAAGUUUUGAAGGUUUGUUCUAUUUCUUGGGUUCAAUUGUAAACUUUAGUCAGGAUCCUGAUGUGCAUUUCAAGUACAUCCAAGCAGCUUGUAAAACAGGGCAGAUUAAAGAAGUAGAGAGGAUCUGCAGAGAGAGCAACUGUUAUGACCCUGAACGUGUGAAGAACUUUCUGAAGGAAGCAAAGCUGACAGACCAGUUACCACUAAUCAUUGUCUGUGAUCGCUUUGACUUUGUUCAUGACCUGGUACUUUACUUGUACAGAAAUAAUCUUCAGAAGUACAUUGAAAUAUAUGUUCAGAAGGUAAACCCAAGCCGUCUGCCUGUUGUUGUUGGAGGUUUGCUGGAUGUCGAUUGUUCAGAAGACGUUAUAAAGAGCCUGAUUCUUGUCGUGAGGGGUCAGUUCUCCACUGAUGAGCUGGUUGCUGAAGUUGAAAAGAGAAACAGGUUAAAGUUGCUUUUGCCGUGGUUAGAAUCAAGAAUUCAUGAAGGUUGUGAGGAACCUGCUACUCAUAAUGCAUUGGCGAAAAUCUAUAUUGAUAGCAACAAUAACCCAGAGCGCUUUCUUCGCGAGAACCCAUUUUAUGACAGCCGUGUUGUUGGUAAAUACUGUGAGAAAAGAGAUCCACACUUGGCAUGUGUGGCAUAUGAACGAGGCCAGUGCGACUUGGAGCUUAUUAAUGUAUGUAAUGAAAAUUCGUUGUUCAAGAGCCUAUCUCGAUAUCUAGUUCGACGCAAGGACCCUGACCUUUGGGCAAGUGUACUUUUGGAAAGUAACCCUUUCAGGAGGCCAUUGAUUGAUCAGGUUGUGCAGACUGCACUUUCUGAAACACAGGAUCCAGAGGAGGUAUCGGUUACUGUAAAGGCAUUCAUGACUGCAGAUCUUCCCAAUGAACUGAUAGAACUGCUGGAAAAAAUUGUGUUGGACAACUCUGUAUUUAGUGAGCACAGGAAUUUGCAGAACCUCCUCAUUCUGACUGCAAUCAAGGCUGAUCGCACACGUGUAAUGGAAUAUAUUAAUCGCCUGGACAACUAUGAUGCUCCAGAUAUAGCAAAUAUCGCUAUAAGCAAUGAAUUGUUUGAGGAGGCCUUUGCCAUCUUUAGAAAGUUUGAUGUAAACACCUCAGCAAUACAAGUGCUGAUUGAACACAUUGGAAAUCUGGAUAGAGCGUAUGAAUUUGCAGAGCGGUGCAAUGAACCUGCAGUAUGGAGCCAACUUGCUAAAGCACAGUUGCAGAAGCAUAUGGUAAAGGAAGCUAUUGACUCCUAUAUCAAAGCAGAUGACCCAUCUUCAUACAUGGAGGUUGUACAGGCUGCCAAUAGUAGUGGAAAUUGGGAAGAGUUAGUGAAAUACCUUCAAAUGGCACGUAAAAAGGCUCGAGAAUCCUAUGUGGAAACGGAACUAAUUUUUGCUCUGGCUAAAACCAACAGACUCGCUGAGUUGGAAGAAUUUAUCAAUGGACCUAACAAUGCUCAUAUCCAACAAGUUGGUGAUCGCUGCUAUGAUGAAAAAAUGUAUGACGCUGCUAAGCUGUUAUACAACAAUGUCUCCAAUUUUGGCCGUUUGGCAUCAACAUUGGUUCAUCUGGGUGAAUACCAAGCUGCAGUUGAUGGAGCCCGAAAAGCAAAUAGCACUCGCACAUGGAAAGAGGUUUGCUUUGCUUGUGUAGAUGGAAAGGAGUUCCGGUUGGCUCAGAUGUGUGGUCUGCACAUUGUUGUGCAUGCAGAUGAAUUGGAGGAGUUGAUCAACUACUACCAGGACUUGGAUUACUUUGAGGAGCUUUCGCAGCCCCUGCAGUCAGCAGAUUUUCAGCCGCAAGCCCAUGCCAAGACCUUUACGGAGUUAAAUAUUUUAUAUGUAACUUAUGUGCCCCAGAAAGGUUGUACAAGGCAAUACAUGAUGUUAUUCUGGUUCCGUGUAAAUGUUCCAAAUGUAUUGAGAGCAGCAGAACAGGCUCACCUCUGGGGAGAACUUGUCUUCCUGUAUGAUAAAUAUGAGGAGUAUGACAAUGCCAUAAUUACAAUGAUGAACCACCCUACAGAUGCUUGGAAAGAAGGCCAGUUUAAGGACAUUAUCACAAAGGUGGCCAAUGUUGAGCUAUAUUAUAAAGCAAUCCAAUUUUAUUUGGAAUUUAGACCCAUGUUACUGAAUGAUUUGCUUAUGGUACUGAGUCCUCGGCUUGACCAUACACGAGCAGUCAACUUCUUUUCCAAGGUCAAACAGCUUCCAUUAGUUAAGCCAUAUUUGCGCUCUGUACAGAACCACAAUAACAAGUCAGUAAAUGAAGCACUAAACAAUCUCUUCAUUAUCGAAGAGGAUUACCAGGCACUUCGAACAUCAAUAGAUGCUUAUGACAACUUUGACAACAUCUCCCUUGCUCAGCGUUUGGAGAAACACGAAUUGAUAGAGUUCAGAAGAAUUGCUGCAUAUCUUUUCAAAGGCAACAAUCGUUGGAAACAGAGUGUUGAGUUAUGCAAGAAAGACAGGCUUUAUAAGGAUUCUAUGCAGUAUGCUUCCGAAUCAAAAGACACAGAACUGGCUGAAGAGCUUCUCCAGUGGUUCCUGCAGGAGGGAAAAAAUGAAUGCUUCGCAGCUUGCCUAUUUACCUGCUAUGAUUUACUGAGGCCAGACGUUGUGCUGGAAACUGCCUGGAGGCAUAACAUUAUGGACUUUGCAAUGCCAUAUUUUAUCCAGGUUAUGAGGGAGUAUUUGUCCAAGGUGGAUAAACUUGAUGCCUCUGAAACUCUGAGAAAAGAGGAGGAACAAGCCACAGAAACUCAGCCUAUAGUUUAUGGUCAGCCACAGCUUAUGUUGACUGCAGGACCCAGUGUUGCUGUACCACCCCAACCAGGUUACGGUUAUGGUUUCACCCCUGCUGCAGCUCCUUAUGGUGCACCUCAGCCUGGUUUUGGAUAUAGCAUGUAAAAUAGUCAGAAUUCAGCCAUUUCUUUCUGUAUUUCUACCACCUACAUGCCGGUCUGCAGUUCACAACAGGGAAGGAACACUUGAUUUUGCUUUGCAAUCUUGUUUUAAGAAGGACUCCUUUUUUCUAGUUAUGUUCUGGAACUCGGUUUAUUUUUCACAUUCCAUGUUCAUUAGACUAUGAUUUUUUCUAUGUUAUUUUAAAUGGGAAUGGUUUAAAUGUUUUGUUUUAUACCAGGUGGGCUUGUUUUUAUACAAGACAACUGUUUGUCAUCAUGGCAGUCUGUUGUGAAGACUUGGAAUUGCACUUCUGUAGUGUGAUGAAACUCUAAUAUAGAAUCUCAAGUUUGAUGUGUGUGAACAUUUUGUGUACUGUCUGUCUGUAAAUGCAUUUACUUAAUUCUCAGUGUAUAUUCAAAACAAAAAGCUAAAAAUGUUCUUAAUAUUUGAACAUAAGGCUGCAGCUUUAGUGACUACCGAAAAAGACACUAAUAAGCAUAUCUUACAAUUUUUCUAAACACAGUGCAACUAUAAUGUUUUUAUUUUAAAAACAGGCAUCUUCAUAUAACUGGGAGAAAUUGAACGAAAGUCCCCAAAUCCUAUGCAUAAAUUUCAGGUGCACCAUUUAGGUUUUUUAAGGGGAAGGGGGCUCACUCCAUCUGUAAUUAAUUACCUUUUGUUGUGCUGUAAACUGUGCUUUCCAGUUGCCCCAUUCUGUUCAGGAACUAAAAAAAAUAUAUAUUUUGAUGUGUGUACAGUUAAUGACCAUUAAAUUUCCCUCCACACUUUGCGUAUUCCAGAUACUGUGGUAAUCUAAGUCACUGUCACUAUUCUGAGUGUACAGAAAGAAGAAUUUGAAACCAGGGAUAAUGUAGUCCCAUCAGUUUGUGCAAUUUAAAAUUAAAAGUAUUCAGACGGAGAAUAAAUUAUAUGGCUGUGGA
Molecule: messenger RNA, 6318 nt
Organism: Protopterus annectens (West African lungfish)
Lineage: Eukaryota; Metazoa; Chordata; Ceratodontiformes; Protopteridae
Gene: CLTC
Product: clathrin heavy chain
Exons: 38
Coding region: 458-5380 (1640 amino acids)
Biological process (GO): clathrin coat assembly; mitotic cell cycle; intracellular protein transport
Cellular component (GO): extracellular exosome; clathrin coat of coated pit; clathrin-coated endocytic vesicle
Molecular function (GO): structural molecule activity; clathrin light chain binding
Source: RefSeq, a predicted model, not a curated record